Molecule: messenger RNA, 274 nt
Organism: Prunus mume (Japanese apricot)
Lineage: Eukaryota; Viridiplantae; Streptophyta; Magnoliopsida; Rosales; Rosaceae
Product: dolichyl-diphosphooligosaccharide-protein glycosyltransferase subunit
Source: RefSeq, a predicted model, not a curated record
AUGAUGGAUGAUCAGGACCUGGGCUUCUUUGCCAAUUUUCUUGGCAUCUUCAUAUUUGUAUUGGUAAUAGCGUAUCAUUAUGUGAUGGCCGACCCAAAAUACGAAGGCAACUAAGGAUCUGUUUCCUUUUUUAUGUAUUUGCAACAGAGAGAUGCAUUUUUCUUGCAACUAAUGGAGAUACCCUGUUAAUUUUGUAGCCUGAGCUGUUUCACAAUGGAUUCAACUUGAAUUAGUCAAAAGCUUUGUUAUGCAAUGUGAAUGUUUAUUGUUAUAA